AUACGCCACAACGCCAGUCUCUCGAUCCUAACUAGACUUGAAGUGUUUAAUAAUAACAAACAAUAAUAAAUUAUUUAAUAAUAAAUAAUAAUAGUGGAUAAUAAAAUAAUUUCCAUAAUGAAAGUUGUUUCAGCAAUAAUGAUUCUCGUAGGAACCAUCGCCACCGGAACGAGUGUAAACAGCCAAGCUUCAAAUGAAGCACCCCUUCUUCUAACCACGUACAUAAAUAACGGUCAAGCUGAUAAAGCAAGAAAUCUCUCAUCAGUAAACCCGACGCUAUUCGCAGGCGUCAAAAGUCACUCUGGCUUUAUCACCGUGUCCGAAGGCUGGCACCAGUACAUCUGGUUUUUCCCAGUUGAAGGAAAGCCGUUAGGGUCUACACCCUGGAUUAUAUGGACACAAGGUGGCCCUGGAGUUUCGACACUAUACGGCAUAUUUAAAGAAAUCGGACCAUUAAAACUUGUAAAUGGAAAAGUUAAAAAAAUGCCUGUAAGUUGGGCAAGUGAUUACUCAAUAUUAUUUAUUGACACUCCCAUUGACGCGGGGUUCAGCUAUUCGGAUACGGAAGGGAAAUUCAUGAAGAAUGAUGAGGAAGUGGGCACAUCUCUGUACACUUUGGUACAGCAGUUCAUACAGAUGUUCCCCGAGCUGAGUAGAGCUCCCCUGUUCCUUGCAGGAGAAUCCUACGCCGGAAAAUUUGUGACAGCCCUCGGUCACUACAUCCACAACAGCCCAAAUAGCAAACUUAACCUCAAGGGUCUUGUAAUCGGUAGUGGCUUUGUAGAUCCCCCGACACUACUCCAUUUGUCCCCACUUGGUGAACAACUUGGCCUCCUGGAUUACAAACAAGCAGCAGAGGUCAAUAAACUGGAAGAUGACGCCAGGAGAUACUGGAAAGCGGGUGACAUGACCAACUAUGUGACCAAAGCGAGAGAUUCGGUGCUGUUGACAAUCAACUACACUCAAGGCAUUAGUCUUGAUAACGUUCUACGAGACGACAGCUCGCUUCCCACUGACUUCGGGACGUUCGUCAACAGAACGGAUGUCAGGAAGGCCCUACAUGUUGGUAAUAGACAAUUCAAUGUCUGGAGUGACCAAGCAUAUCAGGCAUUCGAACCAGUUAUAUUCUUGUCUGUCAAACCUUGGUUGGAAGAGUUGUUGGAUCACUAUGCGGUAUUGUGUUACAAUGGUAAUCUGGACAUGGUGGCUGGUUAUCCGUUAGCAGUACACACCUUCCGAAGUUUAAAUUGGAGUGGCAAAGAAGAGUAUAAGAAAGCAGAAAGGACACCAGUCCUUACCAAAUACCCCGGGAAGACGUUGAACAUUAUUGGCUAUAAUCGUCAUGCUGCUAACUUUACGGAGAUGAUGAUCCGUAAUGCAGGACACGCGGUCCCUGCUGACCAGCCGUACGCUGCUAAGCAAAUGAUCAACACUUUCAUUGACAAGUUUAAAAAAUAGGAGAGUUUAGAACUGUUCCACUAGUCAUCGCUCAAAGGACAGCAUUGACGACGCACUGAAGAUAUCUACGACUGCGUUACACGACGCGGAUUUUGUCAUCACGCGGUUUAAAGCAUUAGCGAAUUACUCACAUACCUGCAAGUCCUACAACUUAGGCGGUUAUCAUACGAUGCGGUCGACCGCAUGGUUGUCCGCGAGGGUGCGUGUGUUAAGAAUGGACGGUUUCGAUACAAAUCAUUACUACCUUGCAGAACACAUCACCGCGAACUUCGACCGAGAGCUUUUUUUUGACGUGACUUAUUGUAGAUUUGCCGUAGAUGGCAUUAACUACUUGGCCGGAAGCGACCGAGACCGCGUCGUGUGAUAACCGCCUUAAAGCAACCUUACUGACCGCUUGCACAGUGUCGUGUACGAAUCGUCUAAACUAUAAUUAUAAAAUAGGUACUUACUU
Molecule: messenger RNA, 1909 nt
Organism: Pectinophora gossypiella (pink bollworm)
Lineage: Eukaryota; Metazoa; Arthropoda; Insecta; Lepidoptera; Gelechiidae
Product: probable serine carboxypeptidase CPVL
Exons: 8
Coding region: 118-1458 (446 amino acids)
Biological process (GO): proteolysis
Molecular function (GO): serine-type carboxypeptidase activity
Source: RefSeq, a predicted model, not a curated record